Ichthyophthirius multifiliis is the source of this 915-nucleotide messenger RNA. RefSeq names its product methionine type i, putative. The transcript has 3 exons. Gene Ontology annotation, molecular function: metalloaminopeptidase activity. The record is from RefSeq and is a predicted model, not a curated record. Gene Ontology annotation, biological process: proteolysis. NCBI's taxonomy places the organism in Eukaryota, Ciliophora, Oligohymenophorea, Hymenostomatida.
AUGUUCCUCUUAUUAUUAGACUUUACCAAAAAAUUAGAAGUUCCUAAAGAAAUUCCUUCCCCUGAAUAUGUUGGUAAAAAUAAUAAAAAAUAUAAAAAAAUAAAUAUAAUAGAUAAUCCAAAUCCAGUGUAUGGUUUAUAUCACGGAUCUCCAGUAAUACACAAUAAAGAAACAAUAGAAUGUUUAAGAAAAGCUGGAAAGUUAGCAAGUUAAACAUUGUCACAUUUAGCAAGUCAUGUAAAAGCAGGAAUAACAACAGAUGAAUUAGAUAAAAUAUGCCAUAAGUUUAUAAUUGAUAAUGGAGCAUAUCCAACUGCAUUAGGUUUUAUGGAAUUUCCAAAAAGUGUAUGUACAAGUGUUAAUGAAGUGAUUUGCCAUGGAAUACCAAAUACUCGUCCCUUGUAUAACGGAGAUUAUAUAAAUUUAGAUGUAACAUUAUAUAAACAUGGAGUUCACGGCGAUAAUUCUCUCAUGGUAAAAGUAGGAAAUGUUCAUCCGAAAAUAUCUAAAUUAAUUGAAGUUACAUAAAUGGCUGUUUAUGAAAGUAUUAAAAUUUGUAAACCAGGUGUUAAAUUUAGAAAAAUUGGCGAUAUUUGCUAAGAAAUUGCAAAUUCUAAUGGAUUUCAUGUCUGCGAACUUUUUACAGGGCAUGGAGUCGGAAAAUUAUUGCAUAUGCCUCCUAUUGUUUUUCAUUCGAAAAAAUCAGAAAGUGAGAGCCCUUAUACUAUGUAACCUGGAAUGGUUUUUACAAUUGAACCUAUAUUUUGUAUAGAGGAAGGUAGCUAUUAUUAAUGGGAUGAUGGGAUGACUGUUGUUUCACCUUAUAAUCCUUCUGCUUAGUGGGAACAUACUAUUUUAAUUACUGAUGAUGGACAUGAGGUUUUUACUUUAAGGGAGGGGGAGAGAAUAAUAUGA